UUUUAAACUCCUCUGCAGUUGAAAAAGGAAGAAAAUGGAACCAAGGUUGACUAGACCAUUGAUGACGCCCCUGUGUGCCGCCGGCCAUGUCGUUCAAAAUUCUCGCCGCAGGAAGAAACUCCGGCACCGUCCUCAAAAUCCUAAACCAAACUCAUCUCAAAUUCACCCCCAAGACAAACGCGAAGUCUUCUGUACUGGAGAUCUUCGGCGUUCGCAGCGUUCUCUCUCGAAUCGGUUUCACUAUGAAACUCCAACGUUAGAAACACUUUAAUUUGUGGUUAUGGUUCCAUUAAUUGUUUACAGCUUUCUUCGUUCUUCGAUAUACCGUUCUUCUUUCUCUGCUACAUAUAUAUACUUCCAAUGGAACUCUUCUCUUCACUCAUCUUCUUCUGUUUUCUUCUCUUCACAUGCGAGCGCCAAAACGUAAUUGGUAAUGUUUCUUGUAAUCUCGUAAGCAUUCCUUCUGAUCGACUUCUUCCAUUUCGGAUUUUGUCGAUAACUCAUAGCAAUGGCUUUAUUAGGCCCUGUGACUCACGCUCAGGUUUCGUGUCUUAUCGGAUUUGUAACCAUUAUCGUUGCGUGGAUUUAUUCAGAGUACUUAGUAUUUAAAAAGAAGUCGAUCUCUUCCAAAGUAAGGCAUUCUGAUAUUGGCUUGGAUGAGGUAGAAAGUCAUACUGGAAAAGAAGAUGAUAGAGUUGUUUUAUUAGAAGGGGAGGCUAUCAAGUCUAUUCCUUCUGGAGCUCGAAUUCCACCUUCAUUCUCUACUUUUAUCAGGUUCAUUACGCUGGAAGAGUCAUUCUUGAUAGAAAAUCGAAUGUUACUCAGAGCAGCAUCUGAACUUGGUCUUCUUGUAGCAUACUUCUACACUUGUGACCGUACUGAUAUAUUUGGAACAGGAACAAAGAGUUACAAUCGAGAUCUUUUCUUCUUUCUCUUCCUUAUUCUCAUCCUAGUUUCAGCAAUUACUACGUUCAAGAUACACCUCGAUAAAUCGCCAUUUUCAGUGAAAACCUUACUCUUCUUGAAUAGGCAUCAAACCGAGGAGUGGAAAGGAUGGAUGCAGGUAAUUUUUCUGAUGUACCAUUACUUUAAUGCAAGAGAAAUUUACAAUGUUGGUCGUGUAUGUGUUGCUGCCUAUGUGUGGAUGACUGGAUUUGGGAAUUUUUCGUAUUACUAUGCUCGUAAAGACUUUAGCCUCUCUAGAUUUGCUCAGAUGAUGUGGCGGCUUAAUUUCUUGGUGUUCAUGUGCUGCAUUGUCCUUGACAACAGUUACAUCUACAUCUGCCCCUUGCACACUUUUUUCUCUCUCGUGGUAUAUGGUACUAUUGGUGCUCUGCACAAGUACAAUGAGAUUAGAACCGUCAUUGCGGUGAAAUUUUUGUGGGAAACACCGGGAGUGUUUGACGUGCUUUGGGAACCAUUUACCUUCAUUCUAGGAUAUAAAGAUCCAAAUCGAUUGGAUGAACACUUGCCUCUUAUGUAUGAGUGGCACUUCCGCACGGGGCUUGAUCGUUAUAUUUGGAUAUUAGGCAUGAUAUAUGCAUACUAUUAUUCAACUAUUGAGAAGUGGAUUGAAAAGUUAGACGAUGCAAAACUGAAGCCCAGGAUACUGAUCAAAACGACAAUUGUUGUGACAUCCGCAACGGCCGCAUAUCUAUGGUUUGAGUACAUAUUCAAAUUGGACAGUAUUACUUACAACAAAUAUCAUCCUUACACUUCUUGGAUUCCCAUCACGGCUUACAUAUGUAUACGAAAUAUUACCCAGAGUACCCGUAGCUAUACGUUGACCCUUUUCGGUUGGAUUGGAAAGAUUUCACUGGACAUCUCGCAGUUCCAUAUUUGGUUAAGAUCAAAUGCUCCGGAUGCCCAGCCGAAGAAAUUACUCAUUAUCAUCCCAAAUUAUCCUUUAUUGAACUUCAUGUUUACAACUAUCGUAUUUAUGACGAUUUCCUACAGGCUCUCUGAGCUGACAAAUACAUUUAAAAUGGCUUUUGUACCUAGCAAGGACAGUAAGUGCAUUAUGUAUAACAUGAUUACCGCAGCUGCAAUCAUGUGAAUCUUGUAUGCCUUGUCAUUUGUAUUCCUUAAAGUCCCUCCAAAGUUGGUAAAGUCCCCUCUACUUUGUUUCUUAAAAUAUUUUUCCAUGCUAGGAUAUCUCUAAACAAGAACACUCCAGAACGAUAUAGAAAAUUCAAGAACACUAAAAUAUGGGAAUAGAAAAGUAAUGAGAUAACCUAAUCUUUUGAGAGGUCUAGUCUUUUCCAAAUUCUCGAAAGAAAAUCCCACAAGAUUCUUCACACUUUUGCUCCCAACACCACUCUCUCUAUUUAUAACUAAAAGCAUUAGAAAACUUACCAUCUAAUUACUAAUAUGCUUCUUCUAAUAACCAUACUAAUAAUCCUAAUAUUUUCCUAAUCGAGGGACUUACAUAGGCUUAAAACUUAAUAGUUACUGUUUUAAAAAGAUCAAAUCAAGAGACACUCUCAUGUGUAUCAGGAGGAAAUAUUGGGACAUGGAAGACUCAUACUUCACCUAAUAACGGUAUUGGGUAUAUUAUUUGAUAAUCAUGUUCCAUUUUAGUGUGAUUUCAAAAUGGUUCAAAUCGUUUGUAUCAUGUUGAAAAUCACUUAUAGACAUGUUUUUAAUAAUUCAAAAUAAGUUUAAUGUUUGACUUUACACUUUCAAACGUCAUUUUCAUAUCAUUGAAGUUGAUUUUGAUGGUUGAAGAGAUGUUGUCACUGCAGGUUUGAGAGUCGAAGAUAAUGAAAGAUUGUACAGAAGGGCAAAGUGCACUACAAUUUUGUGUGGAAGACACAUUUUAAAGGAGAGAGUGCUGAACCAUGAAAUAUUCUUCUAAGAAAGAAGGGAAAAGAAAAAAAACGAAAUUUGUUUGAUAGGUUAAUCCACUUUGUUCUUAGUGGGUUAUAAAAUGAAAUAAAGUACGUGUUGCCACCACUUUAGGGCAUAAUUAAUGAAAUUUUGAGAUAAG
Messenger RNA from Benincasa hispida (wax gourd), 2989 nucleotides. The record is from RefSeq and is a predicted model, not a curated record. Lineage: Eukaryota; Viridiplantae; Streptophyta; Magnoliopsida; Cucurbitales; Cucurbitaceae.